Molecule: messenger RNA, 866 nt
Organism: Apaloderma vittatum (bar-tailed trogon)
Lineage: Eukaryota; Metazoa; Chordata; Aves; Trogoniformes; Trogonidae
Product: serine/threonine-protein kinase PAK 1
Exons: 8
Biological process (GO): protein phosphorylation; regulation of actin cytoskeleton organization; regulation of axonogenesis
Cellular component (GO): cytoplasm
Molecular function (GO): protein serine/threonine kinase activity; ATP binding
Source: RefSeq, a predicted model, not a curated record
GAAGUAUUGUGAGUGUGGGUGAUCCAAAAAAGAAGUACACGUGUUUCGAGAAGAUUGGACAAGGAGCCUCAGGUACAGUUUACACAGCAAUGGAUGUAGCUACAGGACAAGAGGUCGCAAUCAAACAGAUGAAUUUGCAGCAGCAGCCCAAAAAAGAACUGAUUAUUAAUGAAAUUCUCGUGAUGAGGGAAAACAAAAACCCCAACAUUGUCAACUACUUGGACAGUUACCUUGUAGGAGAAGAGCUCUGGGUGGUCAUGGAGUACUUGGCGGGAGGUUCCCUGACAGAUGUUGUGACGGAGACCUGCAUGGACGAAGGACAGAUCGCAGCCGUGUGCCGGGAGUGUCUUCAGGCUUUGGAAUUCCUCCAUUCAAACCAAGUUAUUCACAGAGACAUCAAGAGUGACAACAUCCUGCUGGGAAUGGACGGCUCCGUCAAGCUAACUGACUUUGGCUUCUGCGCCCAGAUCACCCCUGAGCAGAGCAAACGCAGCACCAUGGUGGGGACCCCCUACUGGAUGGCGCCCGAAGUGGUGACGCGCAAAGCGUACGGCCCCAAGGUGGACAUCUGGUCGCUGGGGAUCAUGGCCAUCGAGAUGAUCGAAGGAGAGCCCCCCUACCUCAACGAGAACCCCCUGAGGGCGCUGUAUCUCAUUGCUACUAACGGGACUCCGGAACUGCAGAAUCCGGAAAAGCUUUCACCCAUAUUCCGAGACUUUUUAAAUCGCUGUCUGGAGAUGGAUGUGGAGAAGAGAGGUUCCGCGAAAGAGCUGCUGCAGCACCAGUUCCUGAAAAUCGCGAAGCCUCUGUCGAGUCUCACUCCUCUGAUUAUUGCAGCCAAAGAGGCGGCGAAGAACAACCAUUAA